CCCAUGUCCCAGGAGUUAGGAGUAGCCCCAACAGACGACCACUGUAUGCUUGUGGAAAUGGGCAGCAGAGCAGCUUUCGUGGUCGCGUUUCUCCUGAGGGCUAUAUAUGCAGGCACGCAGAUACUCACCAAGGCUGCCUUCGAUGAAGGCAUGAACACGUCGGUCUUUGUUUUCUACAGGCAUCUGACUGGUAUCCUCUUCUUGGUGCCUAUUGCUUUUGUGCUUGAGAGGAAAACUGCCCCUCCACUGUCAUUCAGAGUCUCUCUGAAAUUGUUUUUCCAUGCACUAUACGGGAUCUCUGGAGCAAUAAACAUAUACGGCCUCGGUCUCAGCUAUUCUUCAGCAACAUCAUCGUCUGCGAUAUUUAACCUCCUGCCAGCUGUGGCUUUCUUUCUGGCUGUUCUUUUGGGGAUGGAGACACUGAACUUGAAGCGGUUCCACGGGAUCGCAAAGGCUGCAGGCGUGUUGUUCAGCACUGCUGGCGUGACUGUGCUGGCGUUCUACCAAGGCCCCGCAUUCAGAUCGUUCAUCCACCACACCGCUUUCUCCCAUCACAACGUCCACGCUGGGGUCGUUACCGCCGCUCAUCCUAAAAGCGUCUGGAUACUGGGGAUUUUCCUGACGACCUUGUCGACUGCAUCGUGGGCUCUCUGGACGGUUCUUCAGGGGCCAAUGCUGGAAGCGUACCCAUCCAAGCUGCUCAACACGACCCUCCAGAUGAUCUUCGCGACGGUCCAGUGCUUCUUCAUCGCCCUAGCGGCCGAGAGGGACUUGUCGAGGUGGAAGCUGGCGCUGGACAUACGCCUUUACGCUGUGAUCUACUCUGGAAUACUUGUCUCGGGAGUCGCUUACUACAUGCAAGUAUGGGUGAUCGAGAAGAGCGGGCCUGUCUUCUUGGCCAUGACGAUGCCGAUAACCUUGCUUGUCACCAUCAUUCUGUCCCUGUUUCUCGGAGAGCCGGUUACCCUGGGAAGUUUGCGACCCGGAACUCCUCAUUUUAAUUACCCCCCUGCAGCAUCUUGGGUGGACUGAUCAUGGUCGGUGGUCUGUACAGUGUGCUCUGGGCCAAGAGGUCUGAGCAGGUGCAUGCCAGCAAGCAGCAAAUGGCGGCGCCUACUCCUCCUCCAGCAGAGGCGACACAAGUGUAGGCCGAGCUUAGCUUGUUUGUGGUUGCACACCCCCGUUGUUGAUGCUGGUAGUUUGCACGUAUUUUGCAGACACAAGUUUGUACGUAUUUUGCAGUGACUGAGAUCGAGAGAACUGUGAAGUUCUGAUUUUAGAUAAUGGAAACCUGAAUGAGCACAUGCAUCAGGCCCCUAAGGACUCCCCUAACAGCUGCUAAACCACGCCUAGCACUUGUCUUUUGAUUACAGCUGACAUUCUCCUCCUAAUCCUAAGACUUGUGCAGUUGUGCUUCAUGUUGACGACGCCAAUUCGGUCACAAAGUUCUCUGAACUUCUCACGCCUAAGUGACUUCGUCGUCAGGAUGUCAGCGAAUUGUUAGAAAUCUGCUCCCUUCGUCCACACACUCACUCACGUGUGUGGAAUUUUUGCCUGUUCGUUUGGCUUUAAUCUGUACCGGUUUCUACUGUUUCUAUAAUAUUUUGUCUCUAUAGGUUACAGUUGUAUCUAUAUGCACUUUUGGAUGAACUUUUGGAAGUGGUGGCGAUGGAAGUCUUUGCAAACCAUGGAUGACGCUCAAAUACAAGAAUUGAGUAUGGCUAGUAUUAGUCAUAGUCUUGUAAUUUUGUUCCUUUGAGUUAGUAUCACUAUUUAGGCAACAGUUCUUAAUUGUAAUAAUCGACUUGUAUUGGCUGUACGCAUUAUCAUGCUAAAGACGGAACUCUUGUUUCCAUUAUAAAAAAAUGCACUUUUGGAUGAA
Zea mays is the source of this 1882-nucleotide messenger RNA. RefSeq lists its product as uncharacterized. Lineage: Eukaryota; Viridiplantae; Streptophyta; Magnoliopsida; Poales; Poaceae. Bases 4 to 1032 code for a protein of 342 amino acids. The record is from RefSeq and is a predicted model, not a curated record. Gene Ontology annotation, cellular component: membrane. The transcript has 7 exons. Gene Ontology annotation, molecular function: transmembrane transporter activity.